AUAACAUGUGUCACGCCUCUGCCAAGCUCUGUAAGCAUUUGCUUCGACUGGCCUCCACGGCCUCCAGAGGAACCUGCUCCGGGCUGCUCUGCACCAGUGGAAGAUGAAUGACUGUGAGUUCAGGUUCAUCCACACGCUGGCUCAGGACUACCUGCAGCACGUCCUGCAGGUACCGCAACGUGGGUCAAGUCCCAGCAAAACGUCCAAAGUGUUACAAAACGUGGCUUUCUCAGUCCAAAAAGAAGUUGAAAAGAAUCUGAAACCAUACUUGGACAAUUUUGAUGUGGUGUCUGCUGAUAUUGCCAGAACAAUAUUCAAUCAAGUGAUGGAAAAGGAAUUUGAAGAUGGCAUCAUGAACUGGGGAAGGAUUGUGACCAUAUUUGCCUUCGGAGGAGUUCUGGUCAAGAAACUUCUGCGAGAGCGGAUUGCCCCUGCUGUGGAUUCCGACGAGGAGAUCUCUUACUUUGUGGCUGAGUUCAUUAUGAAUAAUGCAGGAGAAUGGAUAAGGCAAAAUGGAGGCUGGGAAAAUGGCUUUGUAAAGAAGUUUGAACCUAAAUCUGGCUGGUUGACUUUUCUGGGAGUUACAGGGCAGAUCUGUGAGAUGCUGUCUCUCCUGAAGCAAUACUAUUGACCAAAAAGAC
Molecule: messenger RNA, 641 nt
Organism: Urocitellus parryii (Arctic ground squirrel)
Lineage: Eukaryota; Metazoa; Chordata; Mammalia; Rodentia; Sciuridae
Gene: Bcl2a1
Product: BCL2 related protein A1
Biological process (GO): intrinsic apoptotic signaling pathway in response to DNA damage; release of cytochrome c from mitochondria; negative regulation of apoptotic process
Cellular component (GO): mitochondrial outer membrane
Molecular function (GO): channel activity; BH domain binding
Source: RefSeq, a predicted model, not a curated record